UCCCUCCGUCCGUCCGUCCCGCAGCUCCCGGAGGAGGCCCGGCGUCGCGGGGAGCCAGGCUCGGGCCCGCGACGGUUGCGCAGACACCAUGAGAGCCGACUCGGGGCCUGGGCUGGAGGAGGCCCGCCGGCGUCCUCCACGAGCCCUUCCACCUGUACCAAGUGCUAUUCAGGAUGAUAUUCCACUUAGUCGUCCUAAAAAGAAGAAGUCCAGAACAAAAAACACGCCAGCUAGUGCUUCCUUGGAAGGCCUUGCCGAGCCUGUUGUGGACAAGCCUUCUGAGAGCAGCGCCCCACCAACUACAGAACUCAAGGAGCAUCCAGAGGCUCCUGCCCAAAGGAGACAGAGGAAGACCAGGCCACCUCCUGAGUUGGAGACUUCCUUCACUGAAAAGAAGACAUCUAGUCCAUCUUUAUUACGGAAUGAAAAUGGUAUUGAUGUGGAGCCAGCUGAGGAGGCAGUUAUUAAAAAGCCUCGAAGGAAAGCAAAGAAAACCCAGCCAGCAGAAUUACAAUAUGCCAAUGAGCUUGGAGUAGAAGAUGAAGACAUAAUUACUGAUGAACAAAGUACCCUAGAGCAACACUCUAGAUUCACUGCACCCACCGGAGUUAGCCAGCCUGUAGGCAAAAUAUUUGUGGAAAAAAGCCGACGAUUCCAGGCUGCUGAUCGUUCAGAGUUGAUAAAGACCACAGAAAACAUAGAUGUGUCAAUGGACUUAAAGCCAUCCUGGACCACCCGAGAUGUGGCACUUUCAGUACACCGAGCUUUCAGGAUGAUUGGUCUGUUUUCUCAUGGCUUCUUGGCUGGCUGUGCUGUAUGGAAUAUUGUUGUGAUAUAUGUUCUAGCGGGAGAUCGGCUGUCUAACCUCUCCAACCUUCUGCAACAGUACAAGACCUUAGCAUAUCCAUUCCAGAGUCUUCUCUAUUUACUUUUGGCCCUGAGUACAGUUUCAGCUUUUGACAGGGUUGACUUUGCUAAAACAUCGGUAGCAAUCCGAAAUUUUUUGGCACUGGAUCCGACAGCUUUAGCUUCUUUCUUAUACUUUACUGCUCUGCUACUAUCUCUGAGUCAGCAAAUGACAAGUGACAGAAUCCACCUUUACACACCUUCUAUCAAUGGUAGCCUCUGGACAGCAGGAAGUGAGGAACAGAUUCUCCAGCCAUGGAUCGUGGUGAAUCUUGUGGUGGCCCUUCUGGUUGGAUUGUCCUGGUUGUUUUUGUCCUACAGGCCAAGUGUGGAUCUUAGUGAAGAGUUAAUGUUCUUCUCUGAUAUGGAAGAUUACCCAGAUAAAGGAAUCAAGACCUCUUCAUAGUAUCAGCUCACUACUGCAGUAACAACCCAGUAUUCUACCCAAUUUUGGUUGAAGUGUAUUUUUUUUAUAAGAUGUAUAUGUGUAUUUUUAAUUGAGUUUUUGGUUAUUUAAUACUAAAAAACUUCUCAAGAUUAUGGAAAAUAUUUACAUUAUAUCUAUCCUUUGUCCCCAAACAGUGAUCUCUAUGGUAUUGCCAUCCUAAUGAUAAAGGUGAUAAUGAGCUAAAAACAAGCAGGUGAAAGUGUUUAUUUCCUGUUCUCUUAAAUUAAUUGUAUUUUUACUCAUUAUCUUAAAAAGCAUUAACUCAGAAAAGCCAUAACUUUAGUAUUAUAAAAUAACAUACCAAGUUUAAAUUUAGGUUAGAAGAAAAAAUGCCUUCAUUAUAUAUUUUUUGAUGUCUCCUUACUGAACACUUGAAAUACAAAUUUGUCUUUUUAGAGUUUGGCUUAGUGGUUUGUAUAUCAUGAAUUGUAAUUUAGAUUGAAAGAUGUUUUACUUCAUGGAUAAUAAAAUGGAUAUAUAUCUUUUGGA
Messenger RNA from Jaculus jaculus (lesser Egyptian jerboa), 1843 nucleotides. It is a transcript of the gene Tmem237, whose product is annotated as transmembrane protein 237. Gene Ontology annotation, cellular component: ciliary transition zone. Gene Ontology annotation, biological process: cilium assembly. Bases 89 to 1312 code for a protein of 407 amino acids. The transcript has 13 exons. Lineage: Eukaryota; Metazoa; Chordata; Mammalia; Rodentia; Dipodidae. The record is from RefSeq and is a predicted model, not a curated record.